AUGUUCCUCCGCGCUCCUGCCGCCGGCGAGACUGCGGACGCGAGCAUCAGGAGCACCAGGACGUGGAGCAGCAGCAGCAGCGCUGGCAGGGGGGCGCCGUCCUUGUCGGGCAUCAGCAACGGCAGCGAACAGCAGGAGGGCUCCGCCGGUGGCACCAACGAGGAGCCCCUGCCCCUGGUAGUAGGCGUCGCCGUGGGGAAGGAGGUGAAGCAGUGCAAGGCCAACCUCAUGUGGGUGCUCAGCAACCUGGACGCCCUCAUCGCCGGCGACAAGCAGACCAAGAGGAAGGCGACGGUGGUGCUCCUGCACGUCCAUCGCCCGGCCAAGACCAUCCCCUUCAUAAUCUGCGCCAAGGUGAAGGUGCACGCCGUCUGCAAGGUGGAGACGGCAGUGGCCGGCGACGGCGACGUCGCGCAGGGGAUUCUCAGGCUGGUGGCGCAGAACGGCAUCAGGCGCCUCGUCGUCGGGGCGGCAGCGGACAAGCGCUACAGCAGCAAGAUGACGGCGCCGAGCGUGCAGCAGCACGCUCACCCGCUCUGCGCCAUCUGGUUCCUCUGCAAAGGCAAUCUCAUCUGCACAAGGCCAGCAGCAGCUGAGAGCCAAGCCCAGCAUGCCCCUGCAGCAGCAGCAACCUACACGACAAGGCGAGGCAGCCUGAGGAGGAAUGAUGGUGAAGAGCCUCCUCCUCCUCCCCCUCCAUCAGUAGUGCAUCGUAUCUGGGUCGACAACCAGCAGCAGGAGCAGGACAUCCAGAGCAUCUUUGCCGAGGCGGAGAAGCUGAAACGGGAGCAGCAGGUGGUCGCUGCGCUGGAGGCCCAGGUGGUGAGCUCCAAGCGCGUGAUCCAGGACCUGCAGGAGAAGCUAUCCGAGGCGCACUGCCUGCUCUUCUCCCUGGAGCACGAGCAGGAGGAGCUGCGCCGCCAGCGAGACGCCGCCCUCCGAGAAGCCGCCGCGCUCCGCGACAGGCUCAGGCACCUCGAGGACAAGAGCCGGCCGGCCUUUAUCGACCUGUCGUACGACGACCUGCUGGAGGCGACCCGCAACCUGGACGAGGCGCUCAGGCUGGGGCAACCCGGCGGCUACGGCGCCGUCUACAGGGCCGUCGUCCUCCGCCGCGGCGACAAGGACAAGCUGGAGGUGGCCGUCAAGGUGGAGGAGCUCAGCAAGCUCCGCCACCCCAACGUGGUGCCGCUCCUCGGGGCCUGCUCAGCUCCGGAGGCUUCGGCGCUCGUCUACGAGUACCUCCCCGGCGGCAGCCUCGAGGAGCGCCUCGCCGGCAGCAGCAAGGAGGCGCUGCUGUGGCCGGAGCGCACGCGUAUCGCUGCCGAGGUACGCGCCGCGCUCGUCUUCCUCCACCGGAACAACAUGGUCCACGGCGACCUCAAGCCCGCUAACGUCCUGCUGGGACUGGGGCUCACUACCAGCAAGCUCGCCGACGUUGGGUUGUGCCGGCUGCUGGAGGCCGACGCCACCGCCGUGCUGAUGCGGUGCACGGUGGCGUACAUGGACCCGGAGUUCCUGGCAUCCGGGGAGCUGCGGCCGAGCUCCGACGCGUACGCAUUCGGCGUCCUCCUGCUUCGCCUGCUGACGGGGCUGCCGGCCAUGGGACUGGCGAGGCAGGUGCAGGCGGCGCUGGUGGAGGGCAGGGUCACCGAGAUCCUGGACGCGUCGGCUGGGGACUGGCCCUACACGCUGGAGCAGGCGGAGCAGCUGGCCCAUCUGGCCGUCAGGUGCUGCGAGAUGACAAGCGACAACCGGCCGGACCUCGCCGGCGAGAUGGACCAGACACUGGAAUGCUUCCAGCUCCAGUGA
Panicum hallii is the source of this 1812-nucleotide messenger RNA. RefSeq names its product U-box domain-containing protein 33-like. The coding region runs from base 1 to 1812 and encodes 603 amino acids. The transcript is spliced from 3 exons. Gene Ontology annotation, molecular function: protein kinase activity; ATP binding. NCBI's taxonomy places the organism in Eukaryota, Viridiplantae, Streptophyta, Magnoliopsida, Poales, Poaceae. The record is from RefSeq and is a predicted model, not a curated record. Gene Ontology annotation, biological process: protein phosphorylation.